AUUUUGCUAUCGAGCGAAAUGGAAAACGUUGAAAUGUCGGGCUAAUUAAAAAACGAUAAGACUUUAUUGUAGUGCGGUAGGUGAGCAGCAUACCAGAAAUGUUGUUCGACAAAUCUUUAAUAAUUUUGUCUAUUCUGCUACAAGACAUAAGCCCGUUAAAUGUAAAAGUAACAGUUGAACAGGGAAUUGUAUUUGGAAAUAAAGAAGUUACUGUAUUCAAUGAAAGAAGUUAUUAUGCAUUUUAUGGAGUACCAUAUGCCCAACCCCCGAUUGGGAAGUUAAGAUUUAGAGAUCCAAAACCCGUUAAAAAAUGGACAAGGCCACUUGAUGCAACAAAAGAGUAUCACGGUGCGUGUGCACAAGCUCAUAUUGUACAUAAACAUGGUCAAUACGGAGUUGAAAACUGUUUGUUUUUAAAUAUUUACACUCCAAAUUUACCUCAUAAUGAUAAGCAAAUACCAAAAGCAGUAAUCGUUUGGAUACACGGUUACGCUUUCACUUCUAGUUUCAGUCAUAUACACGGAGGUGACUUUCUGAUUGAAAAUGAUGUCAUAUUCAUUUCUCUUACGCACAGAUUAGGUGCUUUUGGGUUUUUGAAACUUAAUCAAACUGAUUCAAAUGCCAAUAUGGGGCUUAAAGAUAUAGCUACAGGGCUCAAGUGGAUAAAAAGAAACAUUCGCUACUUCGGUGGAGAUGAAAAUAAAAUAACUGUUAUGGGAAGUGGAUCUGCCAGUACAUUGCUUUCGUUAUUAUUGUUAACCAAAUACAAAAACUUAUUCACAAAAAUGAUUUUACAAAGUGGUUCAAUAUUUUCCCCAUCAAUAUUCCAAGGUAAUUAUGAAAUUGAGAAACAAAGAUUGGAAAAAGAAAUAGGGAAAAUUGGUAUUAAAGAUUUAAGAAGUGCUAAAACGAAAGACAUUAUUCAAGCAUCUCAGAAGAUUUAUAAUAGUAGCGAUGUUAUGAAUUUCCAACGGUCUGUUGUUCCAUUUUCACCACUAAUUGAGACAAAAUCAAUCAAAUCAUUAUUAUCGAUAGAUAAAUACGAUUAUAAGGCUUUAAAAACCGUGAAUUUCAGUAAAAUACCAAUUAUUAUAGGCUUUACAAGUCAGGAGAGCAUAUCCGAAGCAAUUCCUUUUAUUCACGACGCCCACUAUUUAAAGUUAUUUCAUUCUUUAUUUAAAUUUAUGGUACCAUUCGAAGAUGGCUGCAAAUAUGAAUACUCGUCUCAAAUAUAUAAAAGCAUUUCAAAAGAAAUAAGAAGCUGGUACUUUGAGCGCGGAGUUUCCGAGAAUUCAAUAGAUGAUUUCUUAACAUUUGUGUCUGAUUUACAUAAAUACCCGAUAUUUAAAUUUAUAAACGAAAUUUUAAGAGUAGGGAAUAAAAUUUAUGUUUAUAAAUUUAACUAUCUCGGGAAGUUUAAUGCCGUCAAAUCGACAUCUUUAGCUGGUUCUAACAUUAGAAUCAAAGGCGCAGCACAAGGAGACGAAAUAUGUUACAUUCUAAAAUGUGAUCCUCUUUGGGAAUCUUACGUAAAACUAAAAGAAGAUAAAUAUGAUAAAGACAGAAUUUUUAUUGAAUAUAUUUCGCAACUGUGGGCAAAUUUUGCCAAAACGGGUAAACCGACCUCGAUAAAAAAAUUUGGUAAUGUUACGUGGCACCCGAUGUCUUCAAAAAGAGAUAAUGUAUUCAAAUUUGCGAAACAAACAAAAUUAAUUGACUCUAAACCAGAUAAAAGAAUGUUUAAAUUUUGGCAAAAAAUCUAUAAUAACUAUUAUGAUCCAAAAAAUUGUAAACAUAAAUUUAAAGACGAGCUAUAG
Messenger RNA from Pararge aegeria (speckled wood butterfly), 1817 nucleotides. RefSeq names its product esterase E4-like. The transcript has a single exon. The record is from RefSeq and is a predicted model, not a curated record. NCBI's taxonomy places the organism in Eukaryota, Metazoa, Arthropoda, Insecta, Lepidoptera, Nymphalidae. The coding region runs from base 99 to 1817 and encodes 572 amino acids.